CGACUGUGGGUCCUCGUGUCCGCUAAACCCAAUCUGAUUCUCUUGCGCAUGUCAAACAACACGUGCAUUUACAGCAAAACAUGGUGGUCGUGUUCAGAUUUUAACUACCUGACAACAUAUUUAGUUAAAAACGGUUUGUUUGGCUUUAUUUCAGAUAAACUAAUUUCUUAAGUAUGGGCGGCACUCAAAAGAAAAAGUUUGAGAGGGGCUCUGCCACCAACUACAUUACACGAAAUAGAGCUCGGAAGAAGCUACAGUUGAGCCUACCAGACUUCAGACGACUCUGCAUUCUUAAAGGCAUCUAUCCUCAUGAGCCGAAGCACAAGAAGAAGGUCAACAAGGGCUCCACUGCCCCCAGGACCUUUUAUCUGCUUAAAGAUAUUCGUUUUCUGCUGCAUGAGCCCAUAGUUGCCAAGUUCAGAGAAUACAAGAUAUUUGUACGGAAACUGAGAAAGGCUUAUGGAAAAACGGAGUGGUCUGCAGUUGAAAGACUGAAAGAAAACAAGCCAACCUAUAAAUUGGACCACAUCAUUAAAGAGAGAUACCCCUCCUUCAUCGAUGCCCUCCGUGAUAUCGACGACGCCCUUUGCAUGUGCUUCCUCUUCUCCACAUUUGCCAGAACGGGAAAAUGUCACGUCCAAACAAUCCAGCUCUGCAGACGCCUCACUGUGGAGUGGAUGAACUAUGUGAUUGCAUCACGCUCUCUCAGAAAGGUUUUCGUCUCCAUCAAGGGAAUGUACUAUCAGGCUGAGGUGAUGGGACAGCUCAUCACAUGGCUGGUGCCCUAUCAGUUCUCCCAUGAUCACCCAACAGAUGUUGACUACAGAGUCAUGGCAACUUUCACAGAGUUGUACACAACCCUGCUGGGGUUUGUGAACUUCAGGCUCUACCAUUCCCUCAACCUGGUCUACCCUCCAAAGCUGGACAUUAAAGCAGAGUCGGAGCUCAAGGGAGAGAAUGAAGAUGAAUAUGCUAUGGACUCAGAGAGCUACCCCGAGAAACUUGCAGCUCUCAGUGCCAGCCUGGCCCGGGUUGUUUCUACAGCAGAGGAAGAAGAUGCUCAGCUCGAUGCGUUUCCUACGGAGGAGGAGGAUUUGGAGAAAGUCGAAGCUCGAGAAAAGGAGCAAAUGCAGCUGGAAACCCAAAAAAAGAUUUUUGAGGGACUCAAGUUUUUCCUGAACAGGGAAGUUCCCAGAGAGUCACUGGCUUUUGUCAUCAGGUGUUUUGGUGGAGAGGUGUCCUGGGACAGGUCUGUCUGCAUUGGGAGCACGUAUGAUGCCACAGACGAGACGAUCACACAUCAAAUUGUGGACAGACCUAAUGUGGACAAAAGCUACAUCAACAGGUACUACAUCCAGCCCCAGUGGGUGUAUGAUUGUGUUAACGCCAAGGUGCUGUUGCCCGUGGAGGAUUAUUUUCUUGGGGUGACCCUGCCCCCUCACCUGUCUCCAUUUGUGGAGGAGAAAGACGGGGAUUAUGUGCCCCCAGAAAAACUGAAGAUAAUGGCUUUACAGCGAGGAGAGAAACCUGCACAAGAACAGGAUGAUGAUGAUGAUGAUGAUGAUGAUGAAGAAGAGGAGAAUGAUGAGGAUGAUGAUGAAGAGGAUGAGGAGCAAAAUGAGGAUGACGAAGAUGAAGCAGAGGAGAAAAAUCUUAAGGAGAUGGAAAAACAAAAAUCCCAGGGAAAGUCUCUGCAAGUAAAAGUGACACCUGGAAAAAUGAAGAUGGAAAAUCCGGUGCGCUUGGAGCAGGAGGAGAAGGCAGAGGAGAAGCGUCUCGCCAUCAUGAUGAUGAAGAAAAAAGAAAAGUACCUUUACGACAAGAUCAUGUUUGGAAAGAAGCGGAAAAUAAGAGAGGCGAACAAACUCGCAGCGAAGAGAAAAGCCUUUGACGACACCGAGAAAGCAAAGAAGAAAAAGACCAAAAAUUGACUCAUCCUGUCCAUUGUUCUUUUCCCCAUCAGCCAGAUUUUGUGUAUAAAAACUGCAUGUGAUGAAAGCUGUUGUUUUUAAAGCUACACAUUUUGGACUAACUGACCUGCAGAAAGUCACAUGAUUCUAAAGUAAAUAAACAAACUUCCUCAUUUCUUAUGAACAUUCAUAUUUUGUAAACGUUUUGACUCCUUUCAGUUCAAGUUCUCUAUCAUUUGGUACUUUAAGUAAAACAAUCUGUUGUACAUUUA
This is a messenger RNA of Oryzias latipes (Japanese medaka), 2182 nucleotides long. RefSeq names its product pescadillo (gene pes1). The record is from RefSeq and is a predicted model, not a curated record. Gene Ontology annotation, cellular component: nucleolus; PeBoW complex. Gene Ontology annotation, biological process: ribosome biogenesis; maturation of LSU-rRNA from tricistronic rRNA transcript (SSU-rRNA, 5.8S rRNA, LSU-rRNA). NCBI's taxonomy places the organism in Eukaryota, Metazoa, Chordata, Actinopteri, Beloniformes, Adrianichthyidae. Gene Ontology annotation, molecular function: RNA binding.